AUGAGUUCGGACGGCGAGAACCAGGUCCUCCUUUAUGACCCUAAACCGGUGCCGACAUUGCACAUCCCGCCAGGCGCUGCAGCCAAGGUUCAAAUUAUUGACACGACCUCCCGCCUCGACGUGCCCUUACAGGUCUUCAUGGGCCCAACACAAUUUGGGCAUGAGAUUCUCAAGGUGCCAUCCUUCUCUUUCCUCAUCGAACAAGUGUCUUCGGGCAGGAAAAUUCUUUUUGACCUCGGGUGCAGGAAGGACUGGCAAAGACUUCCGCCUCCUGUGUUGGGGCUCGUAACUCAGCCGGGUUGGAAGAUUGAGGUCAAGAAAGACUCAGUUGCUCAGAUCUUGCAAGAGAACGACGUCGAUGUUGCUGGCGGUGCUAUUGAAGCCAUCAUCUGGAGUCACUGGCACUAUGACCACACUGGAGACCCCAGCACCUUUCCAGGGCGUACAACCUUGAUUGUUGGACCCGGUGUGAAGGAGACGUUGCUUCCGCCAUAUCCCGAGAACGAAAAUUCGCCGCUCCUGGACACUGAUUUUGCAGGCCGAGAGCUGAAAAUCAUCGACUUCGAGAACCAAACCACUCUUCAUAUUGGCCGCUUCCUCGCAGUCGAUUAUUUCAACGACGGAUCCUUCUAUCUCCUCGACGCGCCAGGCCACGCGAUCGGCCACAUGUGUGGCCUUGCACGCGUGACAUCGACGCAGGAUGGUGACGCGGAAGACACAUUCGUCCUCAUGGGUGCCGACGCGGCACAUCACGGCGCUGAACUGAGACCUUCAGAGUAUCUCCCGCUUCCAAAGACCCUCGAUCCUACACCCUACGCUGCUCAAUACCCAACCGUCUGCCCCGGCCACAUCUUUGAAACAAUCCAUCCGCGGAAGAAAGGGACCGAGCCAUUUUACCACAUCCACGACGGUGUCGCCCAUGACCCGAAGCAAGCGCAGGAGAUUGUCGGCAUUUUGCAGGAAUUUGACGCCAUGGACAAUGUCUUUGUCGUGAUCGCUCAUGACGGCAGCUUGUUGGACGAGAGGGUCGAAACUGACUGGUUUCCGCGAGGGACAUUGCGGAACUGGAAGCAGAAGGACUGUGCGCGCAAGGCUAGAUGGGGUUUCUUGGAGGAUUUGACCAAGGCCGUCGAGCAUGCAACUGCAGCCGAUCAUUGA
Messenger RNA from Cladophialophora psammophila CBS 110553, 1158 nucleotides. RefSeq lists its product as uncharacterized. The coding region runs from base 1 to 1158 and encodes 385 amino acids. The transcript has a single exon. The record is from RefSeq and is a predicted model, not a curated record. Lineage: Eukaryota; Fungi; Ascomycota; Eurotiomycetes; Chaetothyriales; Herpotrichiellaceae.